UUUAGCCUGUUCAGAGCUCUGCUUGCUUGAUGGUGAAGGCACGUUAAAACGUUUUCUUGAUAUUCUACCAUACAUCCAGCUAUCAUGCCAUAUUUGACAGCGCUAAUGCAAUGUCAAAUUGCUUUUGUUUUGUUUUGAAAACUGGAAAUAUAAUUGCCGCGCAGCGUCGGAGGAAUAUUUUAGCUAGAUCGUAUAAUUUCUCAGAUAUACAAUGCUGCCGCUAUCUUUACUGAAAACAGCACAGAGUCAUCCUAUGUUGGUGGAGCUGAAAAAUGGCGAAACAUACAACGGACACCUGGUGAGCUGUGACACCUGGAUGAAUAUUAAUCUGCGGGAGGUCAUCUGCACUUCAAAGGAUGGUGAUAAGUUUUGGCGUAUGCCGGAAUGCUAUAUCCGGGGCAGCACGAUCAAGUAUCUGCGCAUCCCGGAUGAAGUAAUUGACAUGGUGAAGGAGGACAUGCAGUCAAAGUCACGCAGCCGGGCCGAAAUGAACAAGGGUGGACGGAACCAAAAUCAGGGUGGUCGCGGAGGUGGCGGUGGCGGUGGUGGUGGUAGUGGCGCUGGUGGAGGUGGAGGUGGUGGGCGAAACAAUAUGAACGCCAACAAUCGGAACACCUUCGGUGGCAAUCGUGGCGGCAAUCGGGCCGGUCUGGGGAACCCAAAUCGAAAUGUUCAGAACAAGAAAUAAAAGGCUGCAAACGCGUGGAAUUGGUUUAGUGGAAAA
Molecule: messenger RNA, 724 nt
Organism: Anopheles funestus (African malaria mosquito)
Lineage: Eukaryota; Metazoa; Arthropoda; Insecta; Diptera; Culicidae
Product: U6 snRNA-associated Sm-like protein LSm4
Exons: 4
Coding region: 212-688 (158 amino acids)
Biological process (GO): nuclear-transcribed mRNA catabolic process; P-body assembly; spliceosomal snRNP assembly
Cellular component (GO): P-body; spliceosomal tri-snRNP complex; U6 snRNP
Molecular function (GO): U6 snRNA binding
Source: RefSeq, a predicted model, not a curated record